Messenger RNA from Truncatella angustata, 1284 nucleotides. RefSeq lists its product as uncharacterized. The transcript has 3 exons. The record is from RefSeq and is a predicted model, not a curated record. NCBI's taxonomy places the organism in Eukaryota, Fungi, Ascomycota, Sordariomycetes, Amphisphaeriales, Sporocadaceae. Bases 128 to 943 code for a protein of 271 amino acids.
ACAGCGAUAACGAGAAUAUCUGCGAUUCAACAGAGUCACCCUCAUUUGAACCGGCCUAUAAUCUUCAACGAAACACAGCCCACUCUCAAUUCGACCAAAUUCAAGCCUGAAGGCCAUUUCAGCGACCAUGGGAUACACAGUUUUGCGCCGAGAAUGGCGGUCCAUGAAGGCAAUGUGGAUCGUGAUGUUGGCAGAGCUGGCAUGCACUGUCGCACUGCUAGUAUUGUUCGGUAUAGCACAACCAGAUCUCUAUCGCACACAGCUUUGGCGCGCCGGCAACGAUCUCGGGUUCAACUCGAGUCCUAACAUUCUUCUCUACGCCUACGCAAAUCACGUCCCACUACCGACCAUCCCCUUCGUGUGGUCAUCAACGUUGACAAACUUCAAUGUCGCGAUAUCGGUGAUCAGUCUCUUCGUGCUAAUCGCAAAGACGAUCGGUGUCAUCAUGCACGUGUGGUUCCCGGUCAUCGCUCUCUUCUUCAACGUCGCCCUCACGGCGCUCUACACCACCAGCGUAUACGGACAAAUGGGACCCGAUCAUGCGGAUCCAAACCAUCCCAGCCCGAUCGCGUGGUAUAUCGCCAAGCCCUGCACUGUCGCCGCCAACCAGAGCGUGCAAAAGUCGUGCAGGACGGCCCAGGGCACGUAUGCCGCGACCGUCAUUUUUCUUGCUGUAUAUGUGGUGAAUCUGGGCUUGAAUAUCUGGACAAUGCUGCCGACCGAGGCCGACAAGAGCGGCAAGGAUGUUGACACGGACGAGGAGUCGAACUCGUCGUCAAGCGGGAGGAGAAAUGACAAGUGGGAGAUGCAUGGCAUUCCACCCACGCCGAGGACGGCGACAAUGCCGUUUACGCCACGCACUAUGGCAUUCAAUACGCUAGACAGGAAGAUGCCCACAAGAACUACAGAGAGGGAACUUCCCUUCAGGUCACAAUAUUCUUGAGAGAUGCUCUUAAAUUGUCGGUAUAACUGAUAGGAACGUCUGGAGAUACGAAGGGGCUAUUAAAUGGAUGAAGAAGUGUUUCAUUUGCAGGUAACUAUUUUCUUACUUGGAGCGGAGUGUGCAGAUACCAUACCAUACCGACAGGAGAACUCGGCAAUCACGUUUCCAGCCAGAGCACAGAUUGAAUAUCUUGUGUUGUCUGUGCAAUGAGGUGUUCGGAACACAUCAGUUCUUAAAUGUAUAAUACAAAUCGAGACAAAUCGUGCAACUCUGUUUAAUGGGUUCGGAUGCACAAGAACCCAAAUGCAUAAUGUUUAUCGAGAGUCAAGGAAGGAAACAUG